This is a messenger RNA of Symbiodinium sp. CCMP2592, 657 nucleotides long. The record is from the annotation of a GenBank genome assembly. Lineage: Eukaryota; Dinophyceae; Suessiales; Symbiodiniaceae.
AUGGCCCUUGCGCAGGAUCCGAAUCGGAUCUUCCUUGCUCGCCGCAUCAACAAGCUCGGCUUUAGGGCCCAGGAGGAGCUGUGGCUACACUACUCGAAGUACGGCCCGGUGGAAAAGGUCCUGGUGGCAAACGCCAAGGCGCGCAACAGCCGACUGCACCCUCAGGGAAAGCUUCGCCCGGGUAGUCUUGCAAUCGUGGUCAUGGAGACUCCUGCCACUGUGAAGGAAAUCAUGGCUCUGGGCGAGGAGCAGCUCGUCGGCGGUCAAGUGAUCAAGCUUCAAAAGUUUGAACCCACAGCCCCCAAGGGAAGAUCUGGAGGAAUGAAGCACCACAUGGAGAUGUCCACAUCACCGGCGCCGGCAGAUCCACAAGGGUCAUCCUUCAGUGGCAGUGGUGGCAGUGGACCCGAGACCAAGGGAAAGCAAGAGGACGGACGGGAGUUCUGGGUCUUACGACCUCGAGGGAGAGGGCUCCAGCCAAGAGGCGCAGGAGUCGCCAUCGCGCUCGCAGCCGCAACCAGUCGUUGUGACUGGCUUCACUUACUCCAUGUAGAUGUGACGAACAGGGACAUUCGAGUGAGUGACAUGGCGCGUAAUAGUUUCGAUCCCUGGAUGCAAGUUUGUAUCAUCGACGGCAGCCGGAAAGAACAGCGCUGA